Molecule: messenger RNA, 4736 nt
Organism: Lingula anatina
Lineage: Eukaryota; Metazoa; Brachiopoda; Lingulata; Lingulida; Lingulidae
Biological process (GO): regulation of transcription by RNA polymerase II
Cellular component (GO): transcription regulator complex
Molecular function (GO): RNA polymerase II cis-regulatory region sequence-specific DNA binding; transcription factor binding; DNA-binding transcription factor activity, RNA polymerase II-specific
Source: RefSeq, a predicted model, not a curated record
CGCCUCGGCGAGGCUGUAAAUCUCGGAUUACAUCCAAGCAAGAUGGUCGCAGUGGAAUCUAGCAUUGUAAAUAUGACAAACGAUCCUUAAUGAAAGAAACAAAAACUGUAACUCCGUUGGAGGAUACUCAAGACGAUAUCCAGGGGAGCAUGUCAGCGGGAAAAUCGUGUCUUGAAGACGAUGAAUGUCAGUUCAGUUCUGACCAGGACCCUGACGUCACCAACUCCCAGCAGCAGUCUGCAGCAUCAUGUAACCUGACACCGGGACAGAAGCUUGUUCAAUACUUCACAAGUCAGACCACCAAUAUGAACAGUUCCCAAUAUGCAAAUAUUGGAUCGUCUGGGAGUAAUAUAACUAGGCAGGAUUCUUCUGGGCACAAUAGUGGAUCUUCCGGGACCAACAUUGGUAGCAUGUUGACAGAUGAGCAACAUCAGCAGCAGCAACAUCAUGGUAGUUAUGCCACACAGAAUCAGUCAAAUCUUCAACAACAGUCACAGCCAUCUCAACCCUUGUAUGGGGAAACAGCAAACAGUUCUUUUUCUCCACAGGAGACCAUCACACAGCAUCAUGACCAUUUUGACAGCAGUAAACUGGACGGGCUCUCAGAACAUUUGGAGGAAAGUGCUUUUGCGGAUCAUUUCAGUGUUGUUGUAGGGAGUUCUGAGCACGUUGAUCAGGCCAUUUUUGUACAGACAGGUGCCUCAAAGGCACAGCAGCAUUGUGGUGGUACUGAACAGCAACAGAAUCAACAAUCUAGUACUUACCAACAGUCUCAACAGAGCUCUUUCAAUGUAUCCACACAGCAAGUACAGUUCCAACAACAGGAGAAUUUCCAGACGCCACAAGAACAGCAACAGCAUCAGUCGCUUCAAUAUCAGCAGUUUCUUGGGCAUUUUCAACAACCACAAGCUGCAAAUAAGCAGCAAGACUCGUUUCAAAGAGAAAACAGUACUCCCCUUAUACAGCAGCAUGACUCAGCAAUGAAUAGCCAUUUUCAUCAACAACAAGGAACGUUCCAGAGACAAAACAGUUCUUUUGUGCAGCAGGCACAGCCAUCGAGUCCUGCAGUAUCUGAAGCAAACCCUUUGUCACAACAGUCCAUGCCUGUUUUACAACAUGGGAUGAUGGACCAGUCAGCGUUACAACACCAGCGGUUACAGCAAGGGCAACCACAGCAGCAGUCUUUGAACCAACAGCCAAUGCAGCAUGGACAAUCCCAACAACAGCUGCUCCAGCAACAGUUACAACACAACCAACAGGCCCAGCUACAACAAACAGGAAUGAUUCCUCAAUCCUUGAUUCAUCAGAUCCCACUGGAUAAUCAGUCACAGCAACAGCAAAAACCGGUGAUGCAUCAGCAGCAGUUGCAGGUGAAUAUGGCCCCACAAGAACCAGCAAAUUUACAAAUUGCUGCUCUUCAACAGCAGAUUUCGGCUUUGCAGCAGCAAAUCCAACAGAAUCCAGUGCAGCAGAAUAUCCAAGCCCAACUAGAUCAGAUGCGACAGCAGAUACAAGCAUUACAGAAUCCAAUACAACGUCAUAUUCAGGGUCAACCAGGUGUUAUUCCACAGCAGGUCCAGGUUACCCCUAGUCCGAUUCAACAUCAACAGCAAAUGCAGAUUCAACAACAAGGUGCAUUGUCUCAGCACAUGCAGAGUCAAAUGACAGAUCCACAGAGUCCAAUGACACAUCAAAUACAAAGUCAGACAACCCCAUUACAGCAAAGGGCAGAUCCACAGAGUCCAGUGACACAUCAGAUACAAAGUCAAACAACCCCAUUACAGCACCAGGUACAGACACAACCAAGUCCAGUGCCUCAACACGUACAGAGUCCAAUGUCUGUGAAAACCCAAGACCCACAGAGCCCAUUGCAAAUUCAAAUGCAAGCUCAGCAAAGUCCAAUGUCACAACACACAUCUGUACCAUCAAGCCCUAUCCAGAAUCCAGUGCAAAUGCAGAAUCCUUCAAUUCACCAGAUACAGACACAACAAAAUUCAGUGGGUCAGCAAAGUCCAGUGCCGAUGCAACCAUCCAUCAACAGUCCUAUACAACAGCAGAUUCAUGCACAGCCAAGUCCAAUGUCACAGCAGGUACAGUCCCCUCCAAACCUAAUGUCACAACAAAUGCAGUCACCCCUGCCACAGAGUCCAAGACAACAACAAAAAAUGCCAGUUGAAACAUCUUUUGCCCAGCCCCAGAUACAAGGCUGCACUACUUCAGUGAGUCUGCCAAUACAGAGUCAACCAAAUCAGCUGCAACAUCCAGGACCAAUCCAACAGAGUCCCUUGCUUCAGAGCCAUGAAUCACCAAGCCCAAUGCAGAGGAUACAGAACCAGCAGAAUCCAACACAGCAUUUUCCAUCAGACCAGCAACUGCCACAAAGCCAAAUUUUUGGGCAACCGUCUAAUUCUAAUUUGCAACAGGAGUUGAAACCGAAACAGAGCAUUUUACAGGCAUAUUUGGAACAGCAACAGGUUAAGGAUGAAAAGUUACUGCCACAACUUCAGCAGCAAAGCAGCAUUCAACAAGAGCUGCCACAAACAGGAAUACAGCAACAGUUGCAGCAAGAACAAAGUCUGUUACAGCAGUUGCAGCAACAGCAGCAGAAGCCACAGGCAGCUGCACCCCAAGGGUUGGACAUGAAUCAGUUUCCUGCUGGGCAGAGCAGUUUGCCCCAGCAACAACAACUCUCCCAGCUUCAGCCACCACAUCAGAAUCUGCUACAGCAACAGCAGCAACAGGAACAGCCAAUGCAGGUUGGCACAGAAGACCAGAAUCAAAACUUUUUGGUCGCUUCUUCUGUGGUGCCUUCGUCUUUUCAGAUUCAGCAAACACCGCCAUUGGUAGUUCACAACAGUUUUGCUUCACUUCCCAUGGUUGCACAGCCACAGCAUACCCAGAGUUCCCUGUCAAAUACACUUCCCGCCCAAACAGGUGCUGCCAUGUCUGUAACUUCUACUCAGCAGCAUACAACAUUGUUACAAGGCCACCAAGAAGUUGAACAGAGUUGGGCUUCUCAACAACAAGACAUUUCUCUGCCACUGGCAAACCAGCAGAACAAUAAUGUCUUUGAUUCUGUCAUGGCAUCCCAGAUACUACAACAGCAACAGCUGCAGAAGCAGACAUCGCAUGGCCACGAGGAAGACGAUGGUCAUGGGUUUGUGACUUUAGCUACGAAGGAGCUUGUUCAACUCCUAGCGGAAACUUCAACUCAUUCUCAGCAGCAUUUUCAGUUUGAUCAACAGCAGCACGUAUCAUCUCUGGCGCAGAUGAUAUCACAGCCCUUGUCAACGGCCACUGUAGGGGUGAUGUCACAGCGAGGGGCCGCAGCCACUGGAGUGGCCUUCCUCCAGCAAGUAUUGAGAGACAACACAGAUUUGCCUGCAGGAAAAUCAGAAAGUGGUAGUCACAUGAAUACUUUCAAUGUGAACAGUGUAGUGACGGGUACCAGUAGUUUGGCUGCGUCAGUGGGUAGCACGUAUUCAAGUCAAGCUUCUGUGUCUCAGACAAGUAAUGCUGUGUUUUGUUGCCAACAGUCUGCUGUAGUCCAAGGCAAUAGAAGCGUGGAAGCUGUUAGUAUUCUGCAGGGCCAUUGCGUUGAUAGUUUACCAACAUUUUCUGUGGCAGCUAAUAAUGUAUUUGAGACCAGCGCUCCAGCAAGCACUCCCGUUGAGACCAGUACGUAUCUCACUUCAGGAGUGGCUCUGGAGGCUAGGACCAUCACCACUGUGGCAGCCAUCACGCCUGACACCACCGCUGUCACGCCAGUGAUGGCCAGCUCCGCUCCCAAAGAACUGCUCAAGUUUUUGAUCACUGAAACACAUCCAAUAUCCAGCACGGUGGAGAGCUUCUCUAAGCCACAGACUGAGCUGGCAAGGCACUUAGACGAUGAAAUGUUUCUGUCUCCCACACACUCCGACUCAGACCAGGAGCCUGACAGCACCGAUGUUUCGACUCCAAUUGCCAGCAUGUCCGAAGAUACCCAAAUGGCAUUGGUUCAGCGAUCAAAUGACCUGGUUUUAGAUGAUGAGACCAUAUUCAGUACUCUAGAUGAAGGAGAAUAUUUUGGGGGCAUGUUUGAUAACAAUUACAAUAAGCCGAGAAAGGUUGCCAAGGCCCACAGGCAUGAUACACCCUCUAGCCGACCAAGUGAUUGUACUACGCAGAAAGCCCCUGGGCAGGAAAAAGGAUUUGACGUGAAUGGGGCGUCUGUGAUUUUCAGUAAAUUUGGAAAAGAUGUGCCGGGAGUGUUUACUUUCACAGGCAAUUCGACAAGCACGUCUGCAGUGCUAAAAACAAGGCCAUCAACAAAGCCAGUAGUAAUUUCAAAGGGACUGAAACGGGAGGCGAGCGGUUCGUGUCUGGGCAAGUCCCGGGGGUGGAAAGAGCCGUCCCUGGUUCAGGCAUUUGUGUCUAAGGUGGGAGAGUAUGAGCUGAAAGUGGUGACCCAGCCUGAGAAGCAGCACAGGGCCAGGUACAUGACGGAAGGCAGCCGAGGCGCUAUUAAGGAUGAGUCCCAGCAGGGGAACCCCGUGGUGCAGUUGCUGGGUUACCACCAGCCCUGUACCCUGCAGAUCUUCAUCGGCACAGACACGGGGAAGGUUCGCCCUCACGGCUUCUACCAGGUGUGUAAGGUCAGUGGGAAGAGCUCCACCCCCUGCAGGGAGCGCGACAUUGACGGGACCACGGUGAUAGAAAUAGAUAUGAACCCAGAGUCGGAUAUGACAGUGAAGUAA